This is a messenger RNA of Bipolaris sorokiniana ND90Pr, 1791 nucleotides long. RefSeq lists its product as uncharacterized. Gene Ontology annotation, cellular component: membrane. The coding region runs from base 1 to 1791 and encodes 596 amino acids. Lineage: Eukaryota; Fungi; Ascomycota; Dothideomycetes; Pleosporales; Pleosporaceae. The transcript is spliced from 2 exons. The record is from RefSeq and is a predicted model, not a curated record. Gene Ontology annotation, molecular function: serine-type endopeptidase activity.
AUGUCUCUUCUCCGCCCGACAUGCGCCUCACUCGCGCGCCGCCUCUGUGCUACACAACCUCACCCUCGACAAGCAUCAACAUCUCCGCUACUGGCUCUCGUUCAGCGACACCGGGAAUCACGACCACAAUGUCGCUUCUUUGCCUGUACGUCGCAUUACCGCGCCAGAGUCAUCGAUACACCACAGAACCCCGCCAUCCCACAAUCCCGCAAGCGCACCGUACGCAUAGGACCACUGCCUGAAGGACCAGUCAGCGAAGCAACCAUACACCGCAUCUUUGGCCGCAAGCUGUCACCGCAAGACGGCAAUAAUGUCCUGCGCAUAUUGCACCACCGGCGCACCGCAGGCUCCCUGGCCGACUACGGCGUAGACAAUCUGGGCAAGCAAUAUACCCACGUGAGCCGUGAAACCGCACUCAAAGGGCUAGAAUGGCUGCGAGCGAAAUAUCCAAUAGACGAAGCGCGAGCAGCAGAAGAAUGGGCUGAGAAAGAAGCCAAUCGCAUAGCCUACGAGCUAUGGCUCGCUGACCCCGAAACCGAGUCCAAGUACAAAGACCCCGCGCGCGCCUUUCGUGAACAAAUGGAGAAGGAAGAGCAAGAACGUAUACGUCAGGAGGCCGAGAACCAAAAGAUUGGCAUUCUUCACGCAGGCAAGAGUCAGUUUGAGCUCAACAUCGAGGAAAAGCGGCGGGCACGUUUAGAAGAGAUUGCGCGCAAAGCAGAGGAGAAGGAGCAGAAGGAGAGGGAGAUGGAAGAGAAACUCGCAAGCGGAGAAUGGGUGCGCACACCAACUGGCACGCAACUUAUGAAGCCCGGCCAAACAACUUAUAUCGACGUCUUUGGCCGCGAGCAAGUCAGCCGCCGCAAGGAGGAAAUGGAAAAGUACAACAAAGCAGCUCAAGUAACGGACGCAAAGACACCAGAGGAGCUUCUGGCACAAACAACACUCUCCGAACGUCUCACCCCAAUGACCAUUUUCGUCCUCAUCACCCUCGCGCUCUCCUGGGCCUUCGCACACUAUUACACGCCCCCCUCGCCCUCCUACCGCCUCUUCCCGGACCUCUCCCCUACAACUGCCACCAUCGGCGCCCUCGUAGUCGCAAACUGCGUCGUCGCCAUAGGCUGGCGCAUCAUGCCCUUAUGGCCCUUAAUGACCCGCUACUUCAUGCACGUCCCGGGUUACCCGCGCGCCAUCCAGAGCGUCACCAACGUCUUCAGCCACAUCCAAUACGAGCAUCUCCUCGCCAACAUGAUGAUGCUGUGUCUCGUCGGCCCCGUGUGCUGUGAUCUCGUCGGUAGGGGUGUCUUCAUGGGCACGUAUAUGAGUGCGGGCGCGCUCGGGACUCUGGCUUCCUUGUACUGGGCGAAUCUCGGCCGGGGCAAUAUCACGGCGCAUUCUGUAGGCGCGUCCGCGGCGAUUUGGGGUAUCUCGGCGUUGUAUUGCCUACUUACUGACCAGGAGAAGAUCAGGAUUCCCCUAUUGAAGGAUCAGGAGGUAGCGUUUUGGCCCAAGAUGUUGUUCGCGGCGUUCGUGGUGCUGGAGAUUCAUUCGGCGAUGCGGAAGAAGACGACGAUGGAUCAUGCGAGUCAUUUUGGGGGGAUGGCCGUGGGGAUGGCGACGGCGGGGUAUUUGAGAGCGACGGGCUUCCGUGAGAGGAGGGUUGCGGUGGGCGCGGAGCAGCAGGGUGUUCAGGCUUGGGCUGGGACGCCCGAGAAGGUGGUGGAUGUCGGGGCUAUUGCUAGGGAGGGGAUGAAGGAGGUUAAGCAGAGUUUUGGGGGUAGUGGGAAGUAA